Molecule: messenger RNA, 1033 nt
Organism: Gadus morhua (Atlantic cod)
Lineage: Eukaryota; Metazoa; Chordata; Actinopteri; Gadiformes; Gadidae
Exons: 6
Coding region: 102-908 (268 amino acids)
Cellular component (GO): membrane
Source: RefSeq, a predicted model, not a curated record
UGGCUUCCUCAAAAAUAACCCCCACGCCACUGUUCAUCAUAAGAAAUCACCAUAGCGGACAUGAGGCUCAGAGAAAGCACCACCCUCCUUUGUUCUGUUUGAUGGAAAUGUUCUCCGGAGGACUUCUCCUGAUUUUAGUGAUGACGUCAUCUGCUGACCAGGAAGUCAAGCAGAACCUGAUCUCCACUGUGGGAGGAGAGGUCACCAUACCUGAGCCUGUCAAGAGUCGUGGAUUUGUUUUGAAACAAGGACGUUUUAUCGCUAGUGUGAAAGAUAGUGUGUUUGAGAUAGAAGAUGAUGAUUUCCUGAACAGAUUUUCCUGGGACCGAGCCUCUGGGCUGUUCAGUAUAAGAAGACUGCAGAGCGAGGAUUCAGGGGAUUAUUCUGUUGACGUUAACAAGACUGCUGUAUCAUUCAAGCUGAGUGUUUAUGACGCCGUCCUGGAGCCCGGUGUCACCGUAACGUCUGUGAGCAGCGAGCGCUGCACCCUGCUGUGUGCUGUGGACCAACUGAGUGGAGGGACUCUCUCCUGGUAUCAAGGAGAGGUCCUGGUGAACCAGAGCAGCACCCAGUGCUCUCUCCCUCUGACCGUGGACAGGCUGGCUCUCCGGUCCUCCUACCGCUGUGUGUCUGCCAACCCUGCUGGUAACCUCACCCGGUCAGUCGACGCUAAGACGUCCUGCACAGUACAGCAGCGCACUGGUGAUGAAGAGGAACCCAUAUGGCUGUUCCGGAUUGUGAUUCCGAUCGUCUGUGGUGUUACAUUCAUCCUGUUCCUAUCUGUCAUCAUAUUCUAUGUUGAAGCUUCAAUCAAACAGAAGGGUGGCUUCACACAGCAGGAGGAGCUUGAAUACGGCCGCUGCAACACCCACGUCAGAUACAACGAGAUGCAAGCCAAAGAGAACUGAAGGGACUAAACGCUCUGGGAACAAACCAUCGUAGCCGCCUCUCCUGGUGUCAGUAAAACAUUUGUUACCAAAAACAUUUGGCAGGAUGACUCUGUUUGCAUUUAGUGUGCGCCCCCCGGCACGAA